Amaranthus tricolor (Joseph's coat) is the source of this 704-nucleotide messenger RNA. RefSeq lists its product as uncharacterized. Lineage: Eukaryota; Viridiplantae; Streptophyta; Magnoliopsida; Caryophyllales; Amaranthaceae. The transcript has a single exon. The record is from RefSeq and is a predicted model, not a curated record. The coding region runs from base 102 to 488 and encodes 128 amino acids.
UCCAAACUCACUCUUCACCGACACAUAAUCAUACACUUUCCUGUCUACUCAUUCCUUGAUUCAAAGCAAAUUGCUUUUCUUAUUCUGUUUUUCUCUCAUCAAUGAAGUUCGACAAGAAAUAUUCAUCACUGUCUUUGAAGAACAAGUUGAAAUUACUUUGUGCUUCUUGCUGUAGUUUCUCAGAUUCUGAGGAAGAUGAUGAUAAGAUGAAACUAGAACAUUCGGAAAAGAAUCAGAGUUUAUUGUCUUGGCUGAAAUCUGAACUUCCUGAUGUUAAGGAUCUUUGCGCUAAUAUUUUUUCUGGAAAACAUGGAAGAAAUCGUCGAUCUAACUCGGUUGAGUUUAGGUAUGACCCGCUGAGUUACGCUCUUAAUUUUGAAGAUGAUGACUCGCAUCUUGAUGAAUAUCCUAUUCGGAAUUUCUCCUCUAGGCUUCCUCCUUCGCCCGUGAAAGAAUCGAAAAACGGCGUCGUUUCUGAUCGGAGUUGACGAAUUCAAUUGAAUCGUUGUUUUUUGCGAAAAUGUAGAUUUCAUUUGAGAGUUUUUCAUCUCGAUUGAUAUGAAAUAGAUUUUUAGGAAUAUAUAGAAGCAAUGAAACUAUUAAGGUGAACAUUUGUAAAUUAUAUUUGAAGUACUAUUACUAAUGUGUAUAUAAUUUCAAUUGUGCGUAUAUCCAAGCCAAGUUUGGAUUUGAAUUAAGUUUAA